AUGGGAAGCAUUGACUCGACAAGCCUAUUGAAUGAAGCCACGGGGGGCACCGCCGUUGGCGACCAAUUUCCACUACUUCCAGAGAGAGUCAAGGAGGCAUCGGCACAUCUCAAUGGGUCGGCGUUGCAUGAACAUGCGCUCAAGAAAGUAGCCGACGCUCCAGCACCACCCAUAACGUAUCCGCCCUCCCCCUGGAAGCCCAGGUUUGAGCUCGAGAAUCAUGGCAUCGACGAAGCUAGGAGUCUGCGAGUCGUCGUCAUUGGCGCCGGUCUCUCCGGGGUCCUGGCAGGAAUCUUGUUGCCAGCCAAGGUCCCCAAGAUUGACUUGACAAUCUAUGAAAAGAAUGCCGAUGUGGGUGGCACCUGGUUCGAGAACGUCUACCCCGGAGUGAGAUGUGAUAUUCCUGCCAAUGUUUACCAGUCCACGUUCACCCCACGAACUCAGUGGAGCGAGAAGUUUGCUCAAGGCAGUGAGAUCUUGCAAUACUGGCAGGACCAGGCCCGCAAGUAUGAUGUGUACCGCUAUGUGAAGUUCAACUCGAGCAUCCAGACAGCGGAAUGGAGUGACGACGAGGCGAAAUGGAUCAUUACCAUCAAAAACACCAGCACGAACGAGACUUUCGUCGACCGGGCAGACUUUGUCAUUACUGCGACUGGUCGUUUCAACCACUGGAAACUUCCAGAGUACCCAGGAAUCGGGGACUAUAAAGGAGUGUUAAGACACACCUCGAAUUGGGACCCUUCUUUUGAUCCCAAGGGCAAGAAUGUUGCUGUCAUUGGUAACGGAGCAAGUGGCAUUCAGGUCGUGCCGAACCUCCAACCGAUCGUCAACCGUCUUGACCAUUAUGCGCGGAAUAAAACUUGGAUUGCAGGGUCCUGGGCUGGAGAUGAGAGGACCUUCGAACCGCAAUACUUCUCGGCCGAAGAGUUGGAAUCGUUCAAAGACGAUCAGACUUACCUCAAGUACAGGAAAGAGCUUGAAGCCCAAUACUGGAGGCGGUUUGCCUCCACCUUCCGGGGUUCCCAGGAGAACGAGGAAAUGCGGGAGAAUUUCAUCAAAAUCAUGCGGCAGAGACUGGCCAAGAAACCGGAACUGUUAGACAGCCUUGUGCCUGACUUCAGCCCGAACUGCAGACGACUUACUCCCGGUCCUGGUUAUCUGGAGGCGAUUACGGAGGACAACGUGGAUUUUGUCCAGACUCCCAUCAAACGAUUCACCGAGACUGGAAUUGAGACGGUGGAUGGAAAACAUCGAGAAGUCGACGCCAUCUUCUGCGCCACUGGUUCCCACGCUGUACCUCAAUACAAGAUCAUAGCCCGGGGAGUCAACCUUAGUGAAACGUGGAAGCCUGAGGGAAAGUAUGGUUUCCCAUACACUUACCUUGGUCUGGCCACUCCUGGCUUCCCAAAUCUGUUAUACGUACAUGGGCCUCACGCCGCGGGCCCGUCAGGGACAGUCCCCCAUGCCGUUGAAGUCCAGCUUACGUACUACGCCAAACUUCUGCGGAAAGUGUCCAGUCAAGGGAUCCGGACCGUUGAGCCCUCGAAGCAGGCAGCUGACGACUUUGUCGAAUAUUCUGAUGCAUAUUUCGCAACGACCGUAUUGACGGACAAUUGCAGCUCUUGGGCGAAUGGAGGUAAAGCAGGCCUCAGAAUAUCCGGUAUGUGGCCGGGCAGCGCUGCCCAUGUCACGAUAGUUCGCAAGGAACCCAGAUGGGAGGAUUGGGAGUAUACCUAUUUGGCGAAAAGUCAAAAUAGGUUUGCAUACUUUGGAAACGGCUGGACGACCAAAGAGGCUGAUCCGGAGUCCGACAUUGCGUCGUAUCUCAAAGUCCCUUCGGAGAUCGACUUGAAGGACUUGCACGAGAAAUGGUGGGAUUGGCCCUAG
Messenger RNA from Capronia coronata CBS 617.96, 1887 nucleotides. RefSeq lists its product as uncharacterized. The transcript has 2 exons. The record is from RefSeq and is a predicted model, not a curated record. Lineage: Eukaryota; Fungi; Ascomycota; Eurotiomycetes; Chaetothyriales; Herpotrichiellaceae. Gene Ontology annotation, molecular function: NADP binding; flavin adenine dinucleotide binding; N,N-dimethylaniline monooxygenase activity. Bases 1 to 1887 code for a protein of 628 amino acids.